Messenger RNA from Macroventuria anomochaeta, 1000 nucleotides. RefSeq lists its product as uncharacterized. The transcript has 2 exons. The record is from RefSeq and is a predicted model, not a curated record. NCBI's taxonomy places the organism in Eukaryota, Fungi, Ascomycota, Dothideomycetes, Pleosporales, Didymellaceae. The coding region runs from base 4 to 774 and encodes 256 amino acids.
AACAUGUUCACCAAAGCCUCCGUCGUUGCUUUCUUCGCCAGCAUUGCCGCUGCGCAGCUCCACGCCGCUGUUGGCGAGCCCUCUGGCAACCCCAUCACCCGUCCCUUGAACGAGGUUGUCCCUGCUUGCAAAGCCUUCACCAUCACCUGGCAGCCAACCACCACCAACACGGUCUCGCUCCUCCUGCUCCGCGGCCCCUCCACCAACGUUGUUCCCAUUCAGACUCUUGCCGAGGGCAUCAACAACUCUGGUUCCUUCGCCUGGACCCCUGCCUCCUCCCUCGAGGCUGACACCACCCACUACGGACUCCAGCUGAUCGACGACGUUACCGGACAGUACCAGUACUCCACUCAGUUCGGUAUCUCCAAGGACGACUGCUCCGUUGUUGUCUCCUCCAGCUCUGCUGCCCCUGUCGCUAGCUCCACCCCCGCUGGCUACCCCGUCGCCUCUUCCUCCACCCCCGCUGGAUACCCCGUCAAGUCCUCCAGCUCUGCUGGCUACCCCGUUGCUUCGUCCUCAGUCGUCAAGUCCACCCCCGUUGCUCCCUACCCCACCACCGUCAAGACCGUCGGCACCGUCGCCCCUGGCUACAACUCCACCAUCAUCCAGCCCACCGGCUCGUUGACCGUCCCCAGCUCACUCCGCCCCUCUGCCACCGGCGCGGCCAACGGCACCAACUCCGCGUUGCUCCCCGAGUCCACCGGCGCUGCCGGCUCCAUCAAGGCUGGUCUCAGCCUUGUCGGUGCCGCCGCCCUUGCUGCGCUCAUGCUCUAAAUUACUCCCUUUUAGUGUUUGUGCUUUCAAAAAUUGCAUUGGAGCUAAUUGGGAUGUCAAUAACGUCAUGAUGCUGCGUUCGGUUUGCUUUCUUUUCUAAGAUACUCCUGGUGUUUAUUAGGGUAUAUACCGCUUUUGUCUGGUUUCCAUCUUCGACCCAUGGUGGCUGGGUUGUGUAGAUAGUCAAUAACAUCUGCACUGUAUAUGAUUGAAUGUCUUCUCCCCU